CCAUGGCUUGCGGCGCCACUUUGAAAAGGACUCUGGAUUUCGACCCGCUGCUGAGCCCGGCGUCCCCGAAGCGAAGGCGAUGUGCGCCAUUGUCAGCCCCGGCCUCAGCCGCCUCCUCCUCCUUCGCCGCCGCUGCCUCCUCCCCGCAGAAAUACCUGCGCAUGGAGCCCUCGCCCUUCGGAGAGGUGUCCUCCCGGCUCACCACAGAGCAAAUUCUGUACAACAUAAAACAGGAGUACAAACGCAUGCAGAAGAGAAGACAUUUAGAAAAUAGCUUCCAGCAGACAGAUCCUUGUUGUUCUACUGAUGCACAGCCACAUGCAUUUCUCCUCACUGGACCAGCUUUGCCAGGUACUUCAUCUGCAGCAUCAUCACCAUUGAAAAAAGAACAGCCCCUGUUUACUCUCAGACAAGUUGGAAUGAUCUGUGAACGUUUGCUGAAAGAACGUGAAGAGAAAAUCCGUGAAGAGUAUGAAGAAAUUUUGACCACAAAACUUGCAGAACAAUAUGACGCAUUUGUGAAGUUCACGCAUGAUCAGAUCAUGCGACGAUAUGGAGAACAGCCUGCCAGUUAUGUUUCAUGAAUCACACUUUCUGCAUAUGUGGGCUGCCCUAUACACCCUGUUUUAUUGUUGCAAGCUGUCCCAGUAAAGACUUGCAACAAUGCCAUAUUUUUUCCCCCCUGUGAACACAGGUUAUUUCAAGCUUUUGUCAGUGGCAACCACUCUUAUGCAGCAACUGGUUUUGGAGUGCUCCCUGAUGUCAGUACCACCUGGAUGUGGACCUUUGCUACCUGUAAUAAUACCAGUGGCCUCAUUUGCUGUAUCAUUACGAUUUGGCUUCUUAUGUUAAUAAGUUUGAAAAAGUAAAGGAUUAAAGCUGGUGUUCUAGAAGUUGCCCUUCACUGGUUGUGUAAAUAAAAAUGUAGAAUGACACUUCUGACUGAAGUUAGUGUGGUUUUCAUAACUGUGCACUACAACAGAGCUGUAAUCACAGUUAAGUUAGAAUGUAAUCCCAGGACAAUUUUAAGCAAAUAGCCCACAGUACUGCCUGUGAAAUAGUGAAGGAGGGCAUUUCUGUAUUCCAUGACUUUUUUGGGGGUUAAGAAUGGGUUUAUAUGAUUUCUCAUUUUUGUAGUUUUUAUUUAUUCUAUCAGUCUUUAACAAAUGUUUAUUGCUGCAAUUUUUCAGUGUAUCAUUGUUUUACUGCCCUUGUAGUACUGGAAUUUAGUUGGAAGAAUAAAACAUUUACUUCUAA
This is a messenger RNA of Passer domesticus (house sparrow), 1257 nucleotides long. It is a transcript of the gene AKIRIN2, whose product is annotated as akirin 2. Gene Ontology annotation, biological process: positive regulation of innate immune response; positive regulation of transcription by RNA polymerase II. NCBI's taxonomy places the organism in Eukaryota, Metazoa, Chordata, Aves, Passeriformes, Passeridae. The transcript has 5 exons. The record is from RefSeq and is a predicted model, not a curated record. Gene Ontology annotation, molecular function: transcription coregulator activity. Gene Ontology annotation, cellular component: nucleus; chromatin. Bases 3 to 584 code for a protein of 193 amino acids.